Molecule: messenger RNA, 1719 nt
Organism: Coprinopsis cinerea okayama7#130
Lineage: Eukaryota; Fungi; Basidiomycota; Agaricomycetes; Agaricales; Psathyrellaceae
Exons: 4
Coding region: 34-1719 (561 amino acids)
Molecular function (GO): protein binding
Source: RefSeq, a predicted model, not a curated record
CCACCACCAUCGAGACGACGACAAACCCAGGACAUGGACAGAAAUGUACCAAAGCUACCGCUAGAGCUUCUUACUGAAAUUCUGGACGGUCUGCCCCACCGGGACAUCAUCACGCUGACCCGCGUUUCCCGGCUGUUCAAUGGGCUCACCCUUCGUUUUUUGUACAAGGAGAUCGUCUUGGUCGGGGAAACCAAGUUUCGACAAUGUUUUGACACCCUGGCUUUUAACGAGAGGAUUGCCACUCAUGUCAAGUCCUUGACGAUCAUGUUGAAUAGUACAUUUGAAACCACCUCGGUGCUCAACCGGACGCUUCGAGCGGCAUUACAGAACAUUUCUGCCAGCUUAGUCAAGCUGGACCUCACUGCCUGCCCCUUCAACCUGUCGUAUCUGUUGAAACGGAUCUCCUUUCCCCGGCUGUCCACGUUUCACACUAGGGUCACAAUUGACAAAGAACUGGUCCUUUUCCUGCAGCGGAACUCCCACAUCGAGAGCCUCUCGGUGGGGGAACGAAUUGAAGCAUCAUCAGCACGGGGGAAAACGAUUCCCAAGCGGAUAGAGAUGCCCUCGCUCCGCCGGUUCUACGGGCCAACGGACGCGAUGCCCAUGUUUAUUCCUGGUUCGAAGGUCGACCAGGUUUUCGUCAACGACUGCGUGACAGGCGCCAGCGCCGUUGAAACGGUCGUAACCGCAUUGGAAGCGUCGACUGUUCCAGUCACAAACCUCACAUUCGUCGACUUUACGGUCUACCACCCGUCCAUCUUCGAAGGCCUCGGUUCCAAACUCAGAAAUUUGACGCAGCUCUCGUUUCGCCACGUUUUCAUUGGUGAUUGGCGUCCGGAGAGUCAGUUGAUGAAUGGAUUAAGAACGGCGCUACCGCACCUUCCCUCACUCUACCGACUCACGUUUCACGGUUUCAUGUCACAUAUUUUCGGCGACGCUGACUGGGCCAGUUUGAACCAAGAUCACCGGCGGCUCAUCGAACUGGCGAGCUACCGAGACACGUUGACCAUCGUGGAUACAAUAGAUAACGUUCCAUGGGGCAGGAUGAAGACUUCUGGCGAGUGGGUUCCAUUGUGCUCUGGACCUGAAGGUCUGCGCUGGUGGUUCGACAAAUCCUCGCUUUUGCAGCCUCUCCAACACAACAUCUUCCGCGCUGCGUUUCUCGGGCCCCUGGCGUUCCUCAACAACCGCACUCCAGAGCAGCUGACUCGUGCCGAGCGAGAAGAGCGAGCCGGGGCUACGCUUCCCAUUCUCAGGGACAUCACCGCUAAACUGCUCAACCGUGCCUUUGGGAUGGCACCGAGCAGCGACGAGGACGACGGCCGCGGAGGCGGCGACAACAACAACGACCCUGAGCGUCUCCAAGUUCCCGUCCGAGGGCUCAACCAGCGGCAGAUGCGGCCCUAUGAAGACACCGAACCGUCCUACCCCGACACCGACGCUCGAUCCAUCUGGGACCACUUUUGCUCCAUGGUCGGACUCGUCUCGCUCUACCCUAUCGAUCCUGAAACCGAGGUAGAGGACUUUCUCGCGGACGAUGAGUACCCGGUUUUGGACGAGACGCAGAAGGAGUUGGCGUCGUUGAUGAUGGACUUGAUGUGGGCUGGGGUUAACCGGGGCGAACUGGAGAUUUGGAGGUAUUUGAGGAAUACGGAGGAUGAGUGGAAGGGGAUUAAGCUUUGUUUGCCGUUGGGAGGUAUGGCUGCGCGGUUGCCCUAG